GUGGGUUACCGAGCGGGAAUUUCUCUUUUCAAAUUAGGUCGGAUGCGCAUGCGCAGAAGCUGAGUUCUUUUUCACAUGGCAGUUGGAGUGAAGAAUCACCGUGUAUUGAAGAGUUAACCCACAUAAAUUCUAACCUUACAAAGUCAGUAAAUAAACAAACCAGUCUUAUUCAAAAUUUUUAAUUGAAAAACAAAUUAAGUGAGUAUAAAAAAAAUAUCUCUUAAUGUCGGAUGAUAAAGUCGGAACUUUGACUGACGAAGCAGUAAAAAGAAAGCAAAGGUUAGCUGAAUUAAAGAAAAAAAAUGAAGCAAAAAAUAGUGAAAAUUCGAAUGAAUUUGGUAAUUUACCCAAGCCUAAAUUUCGAAGUUACAAACCUCAGGAUGAAAGUUUGAAAGAAAAUGUCCUGGAGGAGGCUAAACCUGGUGAUGUUGAAUCAGAAGUUCAAGAUUUAUUAUCUGCAGCCCACUCUAAAGUUGUUUUUGAAGAGCUUGACUUAACAAGCUUGGCUCCUCGCAAACCAGAUUGGGAUUUGAAACGUGACGUGUCGAAAAAAUUAGAAAAACUAGAACGGCGAACGCAAAAAGCCAUCAUUGAGUUGAUCAUUGCGCGUGUGAAAGAAGACACAAGGACGAAUUUAGCAGAGUCUGUAAGCGCAGUAGGACAAAUGGGAUAGUGAAUAUAAAUUCUUGUAAAUAAUUUUUAUACUUAUUAAUUUUUCAACUAAAUCAGUAAAUCAAUAAUAAAGUAUUUUUAAUCAUUAAA
This is a messenger RNA of Cotesia glomerata, 762 nucleotides long. Its product is annotated as coiled-coil domain-containing protein 12. The transcript is spliced from 3 exons. Gene Ontology annotation, cellular component: U2-type spliceosomal complex; post-mRNA release spliceosomal complex. The record is from RefSeq and is a predicted model, not a curated record. The coding region runs from base 224 to 673 and encodes 149 amino acids. NCBI's taxonomy places the organism in Eukaryota, Metazoa, Arthropoda, Insecta, Hymenoptera, Braconidae.